AUGUUCAAGCUUUCCAAAUCGCGAUUCAGCACCGUCGCGUCCGAUGGUAGCUCUCGCAUGUCAUCAAUACAGAGUAUGGACCUGAAAAGAGAUUCAACGGAACCAAAAUGCAGAGAGCUGCAAACACAGAUCCUAAAUAUGUGGCGGCGAAUAUGGCUCGGUCUUUAUCAGCUUCACGACAAUCAUGGGCCUUACCAUGUGGAAAGGUUGACACAACUUUACUUGGGAGCAGGCAUGGCAGUUUCCGACAUGAUCAAUAAGCCGGAAGACUUAUAUGGACGUUAUAAAACAGAAAAAGCCCCGUUGGGUUUGUUAGGCUGCGCACUUGCAAGUCAGGGUAUCAGCCGGCUCAGGCUAUUCGAAGGGUUGUCAGUGGAGUCACUCAAAGCGGUCAUCCAACUUCUAGAAUCAUACAAACAUGAAGUUGCGGCAUUAAACGAGGUUUAUGAGCUCUUGCGUAGUCUCCAGGUCGGUUUGCGGGAGACCACGGAUCAUGAUGAGAAAGCUGUACGGGAGCAUUAUCCACCGCUGGCAGACCCUCUCGCUCGACGGCUCAUACAUCUUGAUGCUAGAUUAGAUGUGCUUGUGUCUGAUUUGGAAGAUGAACAUAUCGAAGCGUUUGGAGAUUCGACUGAGAGGAAUGGGUGGCUAGUGAAAGAUAGAGUCUUUCCUAAGAGAAACUUGACGUCGACAAAACUGUCGCAGUAG
This is a messenger RNA of Talaromyces marneffei, 708 nucleotides long. RefSeq lists its product as uncharacterized. Lineage: Eukaryota; Fungi; Ascomycota; Eurotiomycetes; Eurotiales; Trichocomaceae. Bases 1 to 708 code for a protein of 235 amino acids. The transcript has a single exon. The record is from RefSeq and is a predicted model, not a curated record.